GCCACCAGGGCAGCAAUGCUCUUCUGAUUGGCUGGCCUGCCACGGUCUCCAUUCAAGGCCCGCCUCCUGCCUACCUGCUUCGGAUUGAUCAUGGCCCUGAGGGCAUGUGGCUUGAUCAUCUUCAGAAGACGCCUUAUUCCCAAGGUGGACAACAGUACAAUUGAGUUUCUGCUGCUGCAGGCAUCAGAUGGCAUUCAUCACUGGACUCCUCCCAAAGGCCAUGUGGACCCGGGAGAGAAUGACUUGGAAACAGCCCUGAGGGAGACGCGGGAGGAAGCAGGCAUAGAAGCAAGCCAGCUGACCAUCAUUGAGGGGUUCCGAAGGGAGCUCAGUUAUGUGGCCAGAAAUAAACCUAAAACAGUCAUUUACUGGCUGGCAGAGGUGAAGAACUACAAUGUAGAGAUCCGCCUCUCCCAUGAGCACCAAGCCUACCGCUGGCUGGGGCUGGACGAGGCCUGCCAGUUGGCUCAGUUCGAGGAGAUGAAGGCAGCGCUCCAAGAAGGACACCAGUUUCUCUGCUCCACGCCGGCCUGAGCUGACCAGAGCAGUCAUUUGCUUCCACCACAUCCUCAAGGGCCUUCUAAGGUGAACUCACCCUCCCGUCCAGGGAAGGAUGUACGAGUCUUUGGCCUGUUCCAGCCAAGAGCAGAUAGGUAGUGAAAUCAGCCCAGGACCCUCAGACGAGAGCAAGCAAGACCUGGAUUCAGUUGCUAGCAGGGGGCGG
Molecule: messenger RNA, 724 nt
Organism: Jaculus jaculus (lesser Egyptian jerboa)
Lineage: Eukaryota; Metazoa; Chordata; Mammalia; Rodentia; Dipodidae
Gene: Nudt2
Product: nudix hydrolase 2
Exons: 3
Coding region: 91-534 (147 amino acids)
Biological process (GO): ATP biosynthetic process; AMP biosynthetic process
Molecular function (GO): bis(5'-nucleosyl)-tetraphosphatase (asymmetrical) activity
Source: RefSeq, a predicted model, not a curated record